This is a messenger RNA of Temnothorax curvispinosus, 1577 nucleotides long. RefSeq names its product cytochrome P450 4C1-like. The transcript has 12 exons. Gene Ontology annotation, molecular function: oxidoreductase activity, acting on paired donors, with incorporation or reduction of molecular oxygen; heme binding; monooxygenase activity. NCBI's taxonomy places the organism in Eukaryota, Metazoa, Arthropoda, Insecta, Hymenoptera, Formicidae. Bases 1 to 1533 code for a protein of 510 amino acids. The record is from RefSeq and is a predicted model, not a curated record.
AUGAUUAUUGCUAUAUUGUUACUACUUAUCCUUAUUGUAUUGGUAUACAAUUAUUACGUACAUCAUGGGAGAAAUGGGAAACUUAUCAAUCUUAUACCAGGACCAGUAGGUUACCCGAUUUCUGGAAAUGUAUUAGAUUAUAUGUGUUCUCGAGAAGAACAAUGGAAGCUUCUGAUUACCAUACCUGACAAGUAUUAUCCCAUUCUUAAAGUUUGGUGUUUUUUUACUCCCGUUGUAUCCAUCCGUCAUCCAGAUGAUUUAGAGACAAUAUUAAGUAGUACAAAGCACAUCGAUAAGAGUAUGAUUUAUGACAUGUUACUUCCUUGGUUCGGCACUGGUCUUCUCACCAGUAAAGGUUCCAAGUGGCAUAUGCGGCGAAAGAUAUUAACCCCCACAUUUCAUUUUAAUAUACUGCAGCAGUUUGUAGAGAUUUUGAUUGAGGAAGGCGAAUACAUGACAAGGUCUUUGAAAAAUGCAGGAGGCACAGUUGUAAAAGAUUUAGUACCAUUUGUUAGUGAACAUACACUAAAUGCAAUAUGCGAAACUGCCAUGGGCACUUCUCUACAUGGUCUCGGUACGUUUCAGCUAAAGUAUCGAAAUGCAGUUCAUCGGAUGGGCGAACUUCUUAUUUAUAGAUUACUAAGGCAAUGGUUGCAAAACAAUUGGAUAUAUUCAUUAACGCCAAAAGGCAGAGAGCAAGCAAAAACUCUGAAGAUAUUACACGGAUUUACUGAUCAAAUUAUUGCAGAAAGAAAACUGUAUCAUGAACACACCAAUGGUCGAUAUUUGAAAAGCUUCGAUAAUGACACAUCGAUAGAGACAGAUGAUGCAGACACAAUUGGAAUAAGAAAAAAGCGGCUCGCAAUGUUGGACCUUCUAAUAGUUGCAUCUCAAAAAGGGCUUCUGACUGAUUUAGAUAUCAGGGAAGAAGUUGAUACUUUUAUGUUUGAGGGUCAUGAUACUACAGCGAUAGGUCUAAGCUUUCUGUUAGCACUAUUAGCUGAGCAUAAGGAUAUUCAGGAUCGUGUCAGAAGCGAAGUUGAUACUGUUAUUCAAGAAAGUGGAGAAAAAUUUACUAUAAAAUCAUUACAAAAUCUACCAUACUUAGACAGAUGUAUAAAGGAAGCGUUACGUUUAUAUCCCAGUGUAUUUUUCAUAUCACGUGUCGCUGCGGAAGAUGUAAAAUUACAAUCAUAUUUAGUACCUGCUGGAACUAUUUUACAUCUUAAUAUUCACGGAGUCCAUAGAGAUCCUAAUUUUUGGCCAAAUCCGGAGGUAUUUGAUCCAGAUAGAUUUUUGCCUGAAAAGAUAAAAAAUCGUCAUCCUUACUCGUACAUACCAUUUAGUGCUGGACCACGUAACUGUAUUGGUCAACGAUAUGCUCUACUGGAAAUGAAGGCGAUGGUAGCUCCUUUGAUACAUAAUUUCUAUUUGGAGUCCAUUGAUUGUUUAAAAGAUCUUCGGAUACAUGCUGAUAUAGUACUUCGCUCAGCUCAUCCAAUUCGUGUAAAAUUUGUCCCCAUUUACAAAUGAAUAUAAGCAUUUGAAGAAAAUACCAAGAUUAAGUAAAUGUUGUA